Messenger RNA from Hippopotamus amphibius kiboko, 3236 nucleotides. It is a transcript of the gene CACFD1, whose product is annotated as calcium channel flower domain containing 1. The record is from RefSeq and is a predicted model, not a curated record. NCBI's taxonomy places the organism in Eukaryota, Metazoa, Chordata, Mammalia, Artiodactyla, Hippopotamidae. The transcript has 5 exons. The coding region runs from base 65 to 583 and encodes 172 amino acids. Gene Ontology annotation, biological process: vesicle-mediated transport. Gene Ontology annotation, cellular component: membrane.
GCCGCGCGCCGGGACGACGCGGCCGGCUCCGGGGCGCUUUGUGGGGGCUGCGGGCAGCGGCGCCAUGAGCGGCGCGGGCGGAGCGGCGGCGGCCUCCGUGAGCUCGGCGCCGCCCGCGCCGGAGGAGGGCAUGGCGUGGUGGUACCGCUGGCUGUGUCGCCUGUCGGGGGUGCUGGGCGCCGUCUCCUGUGCCGUCUCCGGCCUCUUCAGCUGCGUCACCAUCCACCCUCUGAACAUUGCGGCCGGCGUGUGGAUGAUCAUGAACGCAUUCGUCCUGCUGCUGUGCGAGGCGCCCUUCUGCUGCCAGUUCGUUGAGUUUGCCAACGCAGUGGCGGCCAAGGUGGACCGGCUGCGCUCCUGGCAGAAGGCCGUCUUCUACUGCGGGAUGGCCGUGGUGCCCGUCGUUAUCAGCCUGACCCUGACCACGCUGCUGGGCAAUGCCAUCGCCUUCGCCACCGGAGUGCUGUACGGACUGUCUGCUCUGGGCAAGAAGGGCGACGCCGUCUCCUACGCCAGGAUCCAGCAGCAGAAGCAGCAGGCGGACGAGGAGAAGCUCACGGAUACCCUGGAGGGGGAGCUGUGAUGUGGGCGGGGACCCUCCUGGAGACCCUCCCUCCCCCUGCCCCGCGACCCUGGUCUGUGUGAGCACGUCCCUGGCGAGCAGUGACCCCGAGGGGCAGCCUGGAGGAGGAGCCUGUGUCCGGCUCCCUGGGUCUGGCCCACAUGUCCCCCCGUCUGCCCCUCCCCCAGAUCGGCAUCAUCCUGAGCCAGGUGUCCCAGGUGCGGAGGCCUGGGUGAGGGCUCUGAGGGCCUUGGCUGGCAGUGGGCGGGGUGGGGUGGCAGGAAGCAGGGGCUUGGGGGGGUCCAGGCCUCGGGACGAGACUCUUCCCAGCUGGCCUGUCCUGGCCGGCAACAGGCCCCCGGGUGGGUUUCCAGACUUACACAGCUGGCAGGACGCCCAAGAUCUGCUGAAGGCCUGAGAGGAGCUGCUUCUGGAGACUCUGGUCCCAUCUCGAGGUGGGAGGCGUGUCCACCCGGCCUGGGCCUUGGCCACCGCGGCCUCCUCUCAGGCCUCCAGGCAGGAGAGCGUCCCAUAAGCUGAGCCGCCUGGGCCGCCUCUGUCCUCCUGUCAUCCAGGCGGAGCUGUGUCCUGCUGCCCACAGCCUCCCACCCCUGCCAGGGCCCCCCCCCCCCCCGUUCUCUGUGGGACCCCGUGGUGCUCCCGACGUGCUCCUCCAGUGCCCAGGGCAGCAGCCUUGGCAGCGACCCGCCUGCUGGCAGGGCCGUGCUCCGCCCCGCCCCGCCCAGUUCCCUGAACCUUGGACAAGCACAGAGCCAGGACACUUCCCGCGGGCCUGGCCGGCCCCCAGGCUCUCCCCAGACCGCAGGCCCCGGUGCUAAGGGAGUGGGGAGGGCAGGCUCUCCCCUGCCCCGCGGGGCUGCCCGUUCGCCUCUCUGAUGGGGACCUGCUGACCCCCAGCCCCCGCCCUGCCCUCGUGGAGCGUCCUGCCUUCUGAGAGCUGGGCAGAGGCUGGAGGCGCCCCCGCCCCCACCACGAGCUGUCCCCGCUGCGCUGGGUGCCAGGCCACCCAGGGACGGGGCCCUGCCUGGACCUGCGCGUCGCCUCCCAGCCUCCCUCCACGCGCUGUCCCUUCCUUCCGCCUCUGCCCGCUGGCCGCUCGGGGUGCCAGACCGUGCCUCAGCCCUCGGGCGCGUGCGCUGGGCCUGGCCAGCCCGGCGGCGGGGCGUCCGUGGGCCGGCCGGGGGCUGAGCUCCUGCUCCCGGGACCCCGGGCUGGGCCUGCCCUGAGCGCCCAGAGCUCAGGGGCCCGCUCCUGCGCUGUGACCAGACGCGGGGCUGCGGUCUUUGGUUUCCGAAGGGACCUUUCAUCUCGGGGGUCUGUCAGCGUUUGAGGCUGGAAGGGCAGGCACCGUCCUGGGGCCAGCAGCUCUCCAGGGAGCCCGACACGUGCCUUCAGGGGUCCUCGGGGACCACCGUCCUCGGGCCAGCGCGGGGUUCAGGGGGCUGCGGGCUGUAGGCCUCUCCAGGCCGGCCGGGUGGGCGUGUGUGCGCGCACGUGUGUCUGUGUGUGUGUCUGUCUCCUGCGUGUGCCGUGAAUAAGACCUGUCUACCUCCCAGGAGGAGCAAGGGCCCGCCUGCCCCUCUUGGCUCUUUCUUACCCGGGAAGUUGGACUCUGGGGUCACUCCUACCCCUGCCUCCGGGGCCUUGCCGACGGGGUCUCUUUGCUGCAGGAGGAGGAGGGCUGCGUGUGGGUCGAGGAAGCGUGUGCCUCUGUCCUGUGAGGAAGUUGGGUGGGCCCUGCAAUCCCUUGGUCACAGGCCAGAGGUCACAGGUCACUGGCUGCGGUUCUGAGUGAGUGUAGGCAGCUGAGCGGCCCUGGAGCUGUGAUGCUGUUUCCCAGUGGCGGGGGCGGGGGGGUGGUCCCACCUUGCCUGGGGGUGGAGGGGCAGGGCCACUGGAGCCCUCUCCCACCUCCGUGGCUCCAGGCUCUGUCCUCGUGUGGGCCUGUCUGCUCGCAGUGUGUGGCUUGUGUUUGCAGCAAUAAAGCCUGGUGGUGGUUUGUAUUCUCGCAUGGCUGCUCGUCACCUUGUCCCUCGGGCGCCCCGAGUAAGCGGCAGGGCUGCCCUGACUCCUCACCAGCCGCGCAGGGGCCACCAGCCCCAGGAGUAACCGCCAUGUUCUCGAGGUCCUGCGGUGCCACUGGCCCGGUGCUGGCCUGCACCCAGCGUCCCAGAUGAGGACAGGGGCUCGCCCGAGCGCGCAGCUGGGAGGAGCUGGAGCCCCGUGGUCUUCGCCCCUUCCUUCUGCCUCGUUGGGGGCAGGUUGGGGUGGCCCCAGAGAGGUGGCCUGGGGCAGCAGGCCCUGGCAGCCUCGGCUGAGAACGUGGGUCUAGACUGGCUGCUGGAGGGCCCCCCCCCCCCCGAAGUAAACCCACGCCUUCCUCUCCUGGGCCGUGGCCUGAUUUAUUUGUAUAAAUAGGGCGAGUGUGGCUUGCUCGCGAGUGCUUCCUGUUCCCAGAAGUCAGGUGGGUGUAGGAGGCAGUGUCCGUGCUGGGUCCUGUACCCUGGCCUGUGGGAGUCCAGAACGUCCCCUGUGGUGUCACAGGCCCUCCCGGGCGCACUUCAGAGGCUCGCUGGCUGCCACGCGGUCCAAGCAGGAGACGCUGACGUCCCUGUGCGGAGCCGCUGCACCGCCACAGCGCUGUCUGUCCGCA